Acaulospora colombiana is the source of this 337-nucleotide messenger RNA. NCBI's taxonomy places the organism in Eukaryota, Fungi, Glomeromycota, Glomeromycetes, Diversisporales, Acaulosporaceae. The record is from the annotation of a GenBank genome assembly.
UCACAUGGAAGUCACUGCAAAGACUGACCAGAAUAUGCAGCCUAUUCCUCUCUCGGAUAUGAACAUCCAUGAGGUGGCAGGAAACAGAGGUAACUUCAUCCGCACAGAGAGUCGCUUAAAGACCGUAUUGACAAUCGAAACAGAUGAUUUAGCGUUCACAAUAACCACAAGUUAUCCAAGAGGAGGGACCUCCAUAGCGUUGAAGGCUGGAACAGCCAGGGAAUGUCAGCAAUGGAUGAAAGCUAUCGAGGACACCCGCCUAGCGUACAUUGAAGGAGAAAAGAAGCAUAUAAGACGUCAAAGCCAGACUGGAAGAGGCUCCAUAAUCGUUGAAUGA